AUCUUGAACGACGUUAAUUUCGAAUGUUCUUGUUCUUCUUAUUUGUUGAAUGCAAAAUGCUAUUCCUCUUUGUUAUUGGUCUUUCGGUUGCGGGCAAUUUUCUUUGGGAAUUAUUGUAUAUCCGUGUUGAAUUGCCGGGCGGGUUUAUUGACCAUUGACUUGCGCGGUUUAUGGUCUGAAUCUUGUCCUUGAUCUCGAAUGUGUUCAUGGUUUAAGCUAUACUAGAAGGCGGUGAGGAUGGAGGUGUUUUGCUCUAACGCAUUUGAAGUUUCAAGGAGGAGAAAGGUUCAAGAGAGUCAUAAGUAUCCUCCGAUAUCGGAAGAGGAAGGAGACAUUCUAUGUUGUUCAAAGAGGAGGUUUAAUAUUCAAUGCAAGAGAGGUGAUCAACCAAAGAAAUCUAUAGCUGCCUCAAAAAGGAAAAGAAAUUUGCAAAAUGAUUUUUUGAUUGAUGAUUUGGAAGAUGACAAGGAAACCGUGGUUGCCAAGAUACGGUCCAGGGGAAGAGCUCAUAAAAUGGACUCUGUGACUAUGAUGGAUACAAUAGGCUCAGAAUCAAGUGGAGAGAGUCCAUCUUCAAGCAUUACCACAUUGCAUUCUCCACCAGCAUCCACAUUGCCUCCUUCGGAUUUAGGUAACCAUACUGAGGACAAUCACAUUGCAACAAGUAGGAGGGAUACUAAACGAAAUUGCUGGAUAUGUCAUCAGUGCAUGAGAAGGGAUAGAUUAAGCUAUGUCCCUUGCACCAAAUGCGAACAAAAAUUAUACUGUGACAAGUGCAUCAAGCAAUGGUAUCCUGAUAUGACGGUAGCAGAAAUUGCAGAGCGUUGCCCAUUUUGCCGUAAAAAUUGCAAUUGCAAUGUCUGCUUGCGCUCAAGUGGGAUGAUCAAGACAUCUAUCAGGGAUAUCUCUGAUAAUGAGAAGUUUCAAUAUCUGCAAUAUUGUAUCAACUUGGUUCGUCCAUUUCUGAAACAAAUGUGUGAAGAACAAGCUCUAGAGGAAGAGAUUGAAGCUAGAAUACAAGGAACAUCACGUUCUGAGAUUAGGAUACUGCAAACUCUAUGCAGUGAUGAUGAACGUGUCUAUUGCAACCAUUGUGCUACUUCAAUUGUUGAUCUUCAUCGAAGCUGCCCUGUGUGUUCCUAUGAACUCUGCCUCCAGUGUUGCCGAGAAGUUCGUAAUGGGACUAUUUCGCACCGAGCUGAAAUGAGGUUUCAGUAUGUGAAUAAGGGCUAUGAUUAUAUGCAUGGUGGUGAUCCUUCGCCAGAGUCUUGUGAUUCCAAGACUUCAGAUGAUCCUUGUGUUGAGCUAUCUAUUGAGUGGACUGCAGAAAGCAAUGGAAGUGUUUUUUGUGCCCCAAAGGAGUUUGGGGGAUGUGGAAACGGCAAGUUGGAGCUCAAGCAUAUUCUUCCCAGGGGUUGGAUAUAUGACCUGGAAGCUAAAGCUGGUGAUUUGUUAAGAAACUACGUUACUGAACAAACUCCUCUGAAGCACAUAGGAGUAGCAGUAUCAUGCUACAACCGCUCUGUGAGAAGAGCUGCUUCUAGAGAAGGCAGUGAUGACAAUGACAUAUACUGCCCUUCUUCAAUGGAGAUUAUAAACGAUGGGUUAUCAAUCUUCCAAAAGCAUUGGAUUAAUGGUGAACCUGUUAUCGUUCGUGAUGUUCUUCAACAAGCAACAGGUUUGAGCUGGGAGCCCAUGGUUAUUUGGAGGGCAGUAUGUGCAGCUUCAGGUUCAAAAAUCAACCCAAAAGUGUCAGAAGUUAAGACGAUUGAUUGUCUUGCUGGCUGUGAGGUAGAAAUCAGCACUCAUAAGUUCUUUAAAGGUUAUAUGGAAGGAAGAACAUAUAGAAACCUCUGGCCAGAGAUGCUUAAGCUAAAAGACUGGCCUCCCUCUGAUAAGUUUGAAGAUCUUUUGCCUCGCCACUGUGAUGAAUUUAUCCGUUCCUUGCCAUUCCAAGAGUACACUGAUCCUCGGGUCGGAAUGCUCAAUCUUGCUGUCAAGUUGCCAAUGCAUGUCCUGAAACCUGACAUGGGUCCAAAAACAUAUAUUGCUUAUGGAAUAAAAGAAGAGCUUGGCAGAGGAGAUUCUGUAACAAAGCUUCAUUGUGACAUGUCAGAUGCGUGUUCACAGGUGAAUAUUUUGACCCAUACAGCAGAAGUAAAGUUAAACGAUGAGCAAUGCUUGUCUAUUUUGAAGUUGAAGAAGGCACACAAGGUCCAAGAUGAGAAAGAGAAGUGCUGUGGUGAAAUCAAUGGAAAUAUCUCUCCAAAUGAUGUGGCUGAAGGGGUCGCAUUUGUCACUACAGAAAAUGAGACAAGAGAACCAGGUGCUGCUCUUUGGGACAUUUUCAGAAGAGAAGAUACUAAGAAGUUAGAAACAUAUUUGAGAAAACACUCAAGAGAGUUCAGACAUACUUAUUGUUCUCCAGUUAAACAGGUUUUCCAUCCCAUUCAUGACCAAUGUUUUUAUUUAACAAUGGAGCACAAGAAGAAGCUGAAGGAGGAGUUCGGUGUUGAACCUUGGACGUUUGAGCAGAAACUAGGGGAGGCUGUGUUUAUUCCUGCUGGAUGCCCUCACCAAGUUAGAAAUCUCAUGUCAUGCACCAAAGUUGCUGUGGACUUUGUGUCCCCAGAAAACCUCCGUGAGUGUCUGGCUUUAACUAAUCAGUUCCGGCUGCUUCCCAAGAACCACAGGGCCAGAGAAGAUAAACUUGAGAUAAAGAAGAUGAUAGUGUAUGCUGCUGACCAAAUUCUCAAAGAUUUGGAAUCCUUACUCAAGCGUUCUUGAUUGGCUUGGAUGCUGUAGCUACCAAAUUCCUUUGUUUAUCCAUGCUCCUACUACUUGGAGCUGGAUUUCUUUUUCUUUCUUCUUUCUUCUUUUUUUUUUGGUGCCAUAACAUUUUGUACAGUAGGAAUGUUACCCUGGAGUGCAAUUACUGAUUGCUCCCUUAAUGGAACGAGCCUUCAUUUUUAGCACCAUGUAUAUUGUAGGAAACAAAUACAUUAUCAUUAUGAAUAAAUUUAACUCUUUCCCUCGAAAACAA
Molecule: messenger RNA, 3043 nt
Organism: Prosopis cineraria
Lineage: Eukaryota; Viridiplantae; Streptophyta; Magnoliopsida; Fabales; Fabaceae
Product: lysine-specific demethylase JMJ26-like
Exons: 13
Coding region: 238-2787 (849 amino acids)
Biological process (GO): regulation of transcription by RNA polymerase II
Cellular component (GO): histone deacetylase complex; chromatin
Molecular function (GO): transcription coregulator activity; histone H3K9 demethylase activity; chromatin DNA binding
Source: RefSeq, a predicted model, not a curated record